GCCCGCCCUCUGAGCCGCGCUCCGGCGGCCGCCGCGGGUUCACGGGCGGCUGAGGCGUCGCGGAGCGCUGGGCGGGGCGAGGCGGGGCGGGGAGCGGCGCCGCCGCCGCUGGCGGGAGCGGCCGCGGGGCGGUGACUGGGGCGCUUCCCCGGCCCCGAGCGACGCGUCCGUCCCGCAGCCCCUGAGUCCGCGGCGGGCGUUUGUGGCGGCCCGAGCGCCGCUCCUUCCCCUGCCCCAUGUCGGCGUGGCUCGGCCGGGCGGUGCUGCUACUGGGGCGGCCGGGGGGCCCCGCCGCGCCCUCCUCCUCCUCCCGCCUGUGCUCGCUGCGGGGCCCGCCGCGCUGCUGCUGCCGCCGCCGCCUGAGCUCGCUGCGGGGCGGCGCCGACGGGCUGCUGCCGGCUCGGGGAGCGCCGCCCGGGCGGGCGCUGGGCACGCACCCUAAGAAGGAGCCGAUGGAGGCGCUGAACACGGCGCAGGGGGCCCGCGACUUCAUCUACAGCCUGCACUCCACAGAGCGGAGCUGCCUGCUGCGGGAGCUGCACCGCUUCGAGUCCAUCGCCAUCGCCCAAGACCCCAUAGCAGCUCGAGCAAGCUGUCAGCAAUAUGGGGAGACCUGGGCACAUCAAGAACCCAGUGGGGCCUGUUCCUCAGUCCAUUCGCAGGCCUACCACCAGAAGGAAGCAGUUCCAUCAUCUAAUUGCCCUAGCACGAAAUAUGACAGGACACACUAUCUGUGGCCUCCGCUAAUGGCAGAGGCUGCGGGGAAACCCGGCCGCUGCCCUCAUUGCUGCGCUGAAGGAUGGUCCUCAGAGAAGUUGGAGGUUGCACCACCAUCUCCAGGACAACUGAGACAUGUGUUCUUCCACAAUGCAUUACCUUUUGUAGGGUUUGGAUUUUUGGAUAACGCAAUUAUGAUUGCUGCGGGAACCCAAAUAGAAUUGUCAAUUGGAGUUGUCCUAGGAAUCUCAACCAUGGCAGCUGCUGCUUUGGGAAACCUUGUUUCAGAUUUAGCUGGACUGGGUCUUGCAGGUUAUGUAGAAGCUUUGGCUUCACGGCUGGGUCUCUCAAUCCCUGAUCUGACACCCAAACAAGCUGACAUGUGGCAAACACGUCUUAGUGCACACUUGGGUAAAGCUAUUGGAGUGACCGUUGGCUGCAUUUUAGGAAUGUUUCCUUUGUUGUUCUUUGGCGAUGAGGAAGAAAAACUGGAAGAAAAAAAUUAACAUUUUUACAAGACAUAUACAGAUGUAAACUAAUGUACCUCAAUUACUCAAUUAUGCUGUCAAUAUUUAGGAAUUAACAGACAGUAAAAAUGCAUAGACUUGGGAACAAAACCUUCAGCAUGUCAUUUUAUGGAAACACUAAUUUAUUGUGGCUUUGUUGUGUUCAGUACUUCUUUUUAUAAGAUACCAUUUAGCUUUCUAUUUAAUGUACAUUUUUGAAGUGUUUUCACUUAUGGCAAAUGAUGUUUACCACUUCCCCUUUUGACAUUAUUCUUUAACAGAUUAUUACUUUAAUAGUCCACAGUGGAUGACAGUAACACUCUUGAGUUGCGUAUUGGUUGCUUAACAGAUGUAAUUGCAUGACAAAAAAAAACUUGCAGCUGUUCAUCAGGUCCUUCAAUGCAGAUUAUUAAGGAGGUCAGUUACGAGUGAUUUGAAGUCCCUCACUUCACAAGAAGGCUGAGUGCCCCCUCAGCAACUCUCAUUUUGCACUGCCUUUGCAUCAGACAUUUCAGUGAUCAGCAGCAGUCUAAUUUGCAUUCUUUAUAAUUCUGAAUCUCUGAAUUGUCACCUGAGGCGAUCAUUUUAAUGCCCUGACAAGGUAAGUGAUUGCAGUAUCAUAUCCUUUCCAAGUUCAUCUUUAGUGAUGUCUUAACACUGCCUUCUGUACUUCAGUAUUAAUGUCUUUUUUUCCUUUUUUCUUCCUUGUAAACAAUAAUUUGAGAAUUCAGUGGAGUUCUCCUUAAGCUUAUCUUCCUGAGCUUUUCAUGUAUUAUCAAAGAGUUCAGAUUUCCUAAUUCAAAAACACUUUUUUUCUUUAAGUUCUGUUUAAAAUAAAGUGUGAAUGGCUAAUGGGAGCUGACAAGGCUGGGGAGCCCUUUGUGAUAUGGAUGAGUAUUGGCAUUGCAAGUUUGUGAUGGGUGGCUUAAAUGAAACAAUAAAUUAUGAAUAUGCUGUCAGUCUGGAUUAGAGGACCUGGUUUGCAGAUUAUAAUGUCGUAUUUAUGAUUAAACUUUUUUUUUUGCUGUGAGACUUCUGAAAAAAAAAAGACUUGAGGCCUUCUUCCUGUUCCUGCCUUUUAUUUUUGCAGUCUUAUUUGAUGUAUUAUAGAUCUGACAGUGCAGUCACAUGUAACUGUGCUUUUUUAUAUGUUCAUAAAUUAUAAUUACAAUUAUCAAGAGAAUUUCAGGAUCCAACUUGCCAAAUAACAAUGCUAAACUGAUAACUAUUUGUUAAAGAGGGGCUUUCUUACCUCUUUCAGUACCAUUUGGAAACGACAUUAAAAAGAGGCACAGCCUAGGCACUUUGAAAGUUCUGUCACUGGAAUUGUUAGCACUUCUGAAACCAAGAAAUAAAUGGCUUAAAAGAAAAUUCCAUCCCAUGAUUUUUAUUUGCUAUACGAAGUCUUACUGUAACAUGUGUAUGUUUACAGAGCUCACUGCUUAUCUCUUGGUCGUAAAUCUGUCUUCUCUUCUAAUUUCUAGAAGCCCCUUAAACAGCAGUACUGAAACUCUGACACCAACCUUUAGUGAAGGUGCAGUGAUAUAUAUCUCUUGGUGAAAAGCAGGCUCUGAAAACUUGGAGUGAGUAGGCCUGGUAGCGUAUGCUGUCUUUUGUGUGUUAAACUAAUCCUGACCAAACUGUAAAACUGAAAGACAUCUCAGCUAGGCAAGAAUAACACUAAAUGCAGAGGUGUUCUGGCUUGCAUUUUCAAAGGUCCCACAUUUGCCUUGCCUUAAGCUCUGACUUUUCUCCCUCUGUACUUCUGUUUCUGGUAUGUUUCUAGAAAAACUGUAUGUAUUUCCUAUUUUUAUUUUUAAUUGAAAUACACAUUAAAACAAAUUCAUGUAGCUUUUUUGUAUUUUAUUUUAAUUGAGAAUUCCAAUGAUAUUUCCCAUUGCAAUACUGGCAUUUUCACUGGAAUCUUUCAGGAGUGACCAAACCUUUCUUUGCUGUCAUUCUAACUGGAACACUAUUUUCAACACUUUUCCAAAGGUCUUAAGAGCAAUCAGAAGGCUGUGUCAGCUCUUGUGGUAGCAUUCUUUUCAUAAUGACAAUAGGGAAGAUCAUGUACCAUUGUUUAAUAGUUUGUGUAUGUAAAUUGGUGACAUUCUAUUGCUGUAUGUCAAACUACUGUACUUCAACCAAUGCCUUUAAGGAGAAUUAAUGAAUUAACUGAUCCCUUUGAUGGUAUCUUAUGUGUCAUCUUUAUCUAUUCAGCUGACCACACAAAUGUGGAGGGUGAUGCAUGAUAAGAAACCUUGAGUGUUUCAGGUGGUUGUAUGAUGUUAUAAUCAAGAAGGUGUCUUUUUGGGUUUCAGUAUUUGACAUAAAUGAAAACUCAUGAUUUGAGACACGGGCUCAGAAGGUUGAAAGUGUUUGCUGGGGCCAAGCGUAACCCUGAAUACAGCAGAGGUGGUUUGCUUUGCCUGUGGGAGCCACUCUUUUUUGUGGAUGUGCAAUUGUUUCACGUGAAGUAGAAGAUUUGUGCCUGAUCCUAAGAUGUCUCCUGAUAAUGAAAUAGUUUUUUUUCUGGUGUUUAUAGUUGAAAGUAAUCCCCAUUGCUCUGAUCACUGUCUUAAAAAUAUGUAACUGAAAAGACAGAGCAAUAACAAAAGUCUCCUCUUUGUUUUCUCUUGUUUUCUCCUUCUUUAAUAAAAGGAAAUCAGACACUCUCAGAGUUACUGAGCAGCUUUAAUAUUACUCUGUUUUUACUCUGUCAAGCUCGUCCUGAAUUAACAGGAGUUUUUCUUGUUAAAGGGCUGGUAGACAUGAAAUUGUGUUUAUUUUAAAAUACUGUAUUUUAUUGUAACUUAAAAUGUAAGUGUAUUUUCAUUUUUACUGUAUGUUAUCCCUAGGGAGAGAGAACGUGCAUCUGGUAAUGUGGUUACCCGGUUCUCCUUGCUGAUAUUUUCUCAUUCAUGUACUUUUACAUAAAUUAUUUGAAUUCAGAAAAUGUGUUUUGUAUUGUCUUUAAUUAAAUUGCCAGACUUUCUGUAAACUUUUGUAUUACAGCAGACCUGUUCUGUUUCUUUAUUAGACCUCUUGCUGGAGGGGCAAUUCAAUGUCUUGCGGACAUUUGGUUUCAAUUAAGAGAGUGAGUUUAUUAUGUAAAUUCUGAAUGAGAGUCCUGUUGUCACUGAUGGAGGAGAUUAGCACCAAGAAGUAGUUUACUUUUGUCUUGCCCUGUCUGGAGGAGAACAACUUCAGCAAUUAAAAUGCUUGUAUGGUAAAUUAGCAGCAUUUCUGACUAAUGUUAGAAGUUCUGUAGUAACUGAAGUUGGUAUGCAAGCUAAGGUUCUUUUGAACUCUCCUGAACUUCAGAGCUCUACAGUGUUUACAGCUGUCACUUGUCUAGCCAACAUACUCUGACAUUUCAUAUAGUGUAGUGAUAAGCUGACAGACUGGCCGUUCUUAAACUACAGGCCUUAAUAAAGUUUUGAGGAGUUGUUAUCCUGUAUUGAGUCUCUCAUGGUUCUGGAAUAUUUUGACCUAAAACGUUAGGAGAAUAGCCAGAGAUAAUCUAGGUUGCAGUUAAUGACCUCAUAAUACAAAUUCAAGCUCCUAUUUGAGAGUCCUUCUUUAAUGUUUGUUGAGGCUUUUAACCCUUAUCUCAGUGUUCAGAAAGGACCCUUGUCAUCUGGAGUGUCUUUCAAAAUAGUAUUGAGGGAAGUGGGAAGGGUUUGGGGUAAACUUGACUGCAAAAGCCCAGUUAAAUAGAGAAAGUUGUCAUUCGAAGUAAAACAAAACAGCUUUCCCUCUUCACAACCAAACCCAACUUCUAGGCAAAUCUGUUCACUUCCUUCUCCAAGCCCCCUGAGUGGGUGUGGUCAUGAGCAUAGCACAUCCAUGACCAAGGCAGUCUGUGUGCUUUGGAUGUGUUAAUUCAGAACAGUUACCUGGGAUAGCAAUAGAGAAUGCAGAGUGCUAUUGUAGGAUGUCUCCUGUAGGUAGAUGAUGCCAAGAUAGGCUGCUUGCAGCAGCAUGAAGAGAACUGGAUGGGAAUAUUUAUGGUUUAAUGGUCUCCAUCUUAGUAACUGAGCAUCUAAGCAACUGGCUUAAAUAUAGAUGCAACUAUGGAUACUACUCCGGUCUCAAGAGUUGCUCCUUCUGUCUUUGGGAUGCAGCUGUCACAACAAUUAUAGAAUCAUUAAGGUUGGAAAAGGCCACUGAGAUCAUCUAGUUCAACCGCUGACCCAUCACCACCAUGCCCUCUAAAUCAUGUCCACAAUCUACUGCAGUGCUGUGAUUUUCUUAUGUGUAUGAUUUGUACCAUAUAGUGUGUUCAUAGAUAAUGCCUAUGGCACUGACAAGUGCAGCAUUGCUGGCUGCUUUCCUGUCUGUGGCAACUUUUAUGCAGUAAAUUGCAUUACAGUACAGUAAAAGGAAAUGGGAGCAGCGAACUGAAGAUUUGAACCAGCUGUGUGACCCAGUGCAGUUUGUACACCUUUGUUCAUGAGCUGUGUAGGCAGCUGUGAAGAUUGAUCACAACAGCCUCCAUGAUAACGCUGCUGUCUAUAGCACACUGAUUUCUGUGUCACUGAACAUGGUCCAUAGCAACACUGUUUAACGAUUACCAUUGUAAAGGUUCUAGUUGUUUGGUAACAACUCCAUCAUAGGUUGACAGCCAGAACAGAGGCUGUUUGGCACAUUUUCUUGGUUUCCUAGAACCUAACAAUAGCAGAUCUGGAGGUGAGAUGAGUAAAAAAAUGCCAUUGUAUCUCUGUAUCAUUUCAAGAGUCAAAAAUUUGUACAGUAAAGAAGGGGCUGCUGUCUGUCCAAACUUUUCCAUGCAUUAAUAAUAAAGAACUUGGAAGAGGA
This is a messenger RNA of Gallus gallus (chicken), 6044 nucleotides long. It is a transcript of the gene TMEM65, whose product is annotated as transmembrane protein 65. NCBI's taxonomy places the organism in Eukaryota, Metazoa, Chordata, Aves, Galliformes, Phasianidae. The coding region runs from base 237 to 1223 and encodes 328 amino acids. Gene Ontology annotation, cellular component: mitochondrion. The transcript has 8 exons. The record is from RefSeq and is a predicted model, not a curated record. Gene Ontology annotation, biological process: regulation of cardiac conduction; cardiac ventricle development.